CCUAAACACUAGUUUAAAACCCGGCAACCGUUCGUCUUCGUCUCUCUUCUGAGUUCUAAGAAAGUAAGAAACCCUAAUUUACACAAUCAAACCAUUCUUAGUGUCUGAUCAAUUGACAUUGCUGCAAAUGAGGGGUCGUAAAUGGAGAACAUCAUUGGUGGAAAACAAUUAUCUACCAUCAGAUUUAUUGCGGGAGAUUUUGUGGUAUGCUCCUAUGAGUAAUGAUUAUAGGGUGGUCGCGGUUGAGCGUGCGGAUGAUAAAGCUUUGGAGUUGUCGAUUGCGAUAUAUUCGGUAGGUGAUCAUCUUUGGAGGGUUCAUCCCAAUAAGAUUAAGGUUCCCAUCAGGUGCUUUGAAAGAAUACAGGCGAGGGACGGGGUUGUUUUCUCCCAAGGGGUUAUGUAUUGGAGACCUUAUUCUAGAAUAUUGCUUGAAGAAAAUACCCAUCUUAUUUGUUUUGACUUUGAUGAUGAGAAAUUUAGCUAUCUGAAGUUGCCAGAUAUCGAGAAGGACAUGCUUGUGUUUGUUUUCCUCCUUGGUGGGUCAUUAGCGGUUCUUGGCAUCUCGCAUGUAAGAAGCUGCAUAUGGGUAAUGGAUAAAGAUGCUGGAAGGGAGCCAUGGCGGCAAUAUUAUUCAGGAGAUUUUAUUUUCGAUGCUUAUGAGUUCAUUAGCAAUUGUUCAUCUCAAUCGUUGCAGAUUCUGUAUAUUGAAAGUAGUGGUACGUUGUUGGUAGGUGGAGGCAAGAAAUUGAUGUCUUAUAACAUGACAAGUCAUCACAUACAGCAUUUGGGAAGAUCUAUACGUUGUACGUCUGUGGAUACUUAUGUUGAGAGCUUGGUGUUGCACAAAGGAUCCAAAGGUGCAACUUUGACAUCACUUCCAUAAAAAGGACAGCAGCACACAGUGGCUGAUUUUAGAAGAUGAAUGGUAAAAACUAAAAAGUACUGCAUAUGAAUUCAUUGGUUGUGUUUACAUAUGUUUUUAAAGUCCUAUAAUUGCCAGAUAAUGGAUAGUGUUAGUCUUACUAAUUGGUUAGCUUAUCCCUCAACGAGUCAAUGUUAGUAGUGGAUGAUACAAAAUUAAUUUUUGUAGACGGUGCUUAUCAUUUUGAUUUAUUAGUUCUGGAUGUUGAAACUGAGAGACUUAUAAAUUAUCAGUUUUGCAGACUGCAGUUGAUGCUUUGACUGCACUUUUACUA
Molecule: messenger RNA, 1196 nt
Organism: Beta vulgaris subsp. vulgaris (sugar beet)
Lineage: Eukaryota; Viridiplantae; Streptophyta; Magnoliopsida; Caryophyllales; Amaranthaceae
Exons: 2
Coding region: 128-883 (251 amino acids)
Source: RefSeq, a predicted model, not a curated record